UUGAUCAAGUGUCGCUGAUUUCUGAGCAGUAAAUGACUGAAAUAAAACUUCACAGUGUUGCUGUUGGGAUGACGGACAGCAGAGAGAAAGUUUCAGACUUCAGACUAGUUCUUGUUGGAAAAACUGGUGCAGGAAAGAGCUCCAGUGGUAACACCAUAUUAGGAAGAGAAGCCUUCAGAGCACCAACCCACCACUCCUCAGAGACCGCCGAAUGCUCCAAACAACGAGAAAUGGUCUCCAAAUGGAUGGUUUCUGUUGUCGACACUCCUGGUCUCUUUGACACCAAUCAGUCUGAGGAAAUAGUGAAGAGAGAAAUCUCAAAAUGCAUCAACAUGACGGCACCAGGCCCACAUGCCAUUCUACUGGUUAUCAGAUUUGGACGUUUCACAGCAGAGGAAAGAGAGGCUGUGAUGAAGGUGGAGGAAAUCUUUGGAGAGGAGGCCUGGAAGUACACCCUGAUCCUCUUCACACAUGGAGAUGAGGUUCAGUCAGACUUUGAUCAGAAGUUAAAGAAUGCUGGACCUGAAUUGAAAGAAAUAUUAAAGAAAGCUGGACACAGAUACCAUUUGUUCAACAACCUCCAAGUUAGUGAUCGUCGACAAGUUCUGACUCUGCUGCAGAAGAUCCAGAAGAUGGUAGAUGACAAUGGAGGACAGUUCUACUCAAAUGACACCUAUGAAGAAACCAUGAAGAUGUUGGAUGACAGAGAAUUACAAAUCAAACAGUACUAUGAGAACAAACUGGAGGAGAAAAUAACAGCUGUUAAGGCAGAGUAUGAGAAACUGCUGAGAGAAGCUGAAGAGGAACAUGACCAAGUGGUGAAACAGUUGGAGCUCGAGUUGGAGGAAUUGAAACGAUAUUACUAUUCCUUAGGGAGCAAAGUUCGCCACGUUUUAGAGCACAUGACCAAAGGUGAUGACUAUGGCAAACUGUGCAAGCAGUAUCAGGAAACACUGAAACUGAACUGA
Molecule: messenger RNA, 968 nt
Organism: Poeciliopsis prolifica (blackstripe livebearer)
Lineage: Eukaryota; Metazoa; Chordata; Actinopteri; Cyprinodontiformes; Poeciliidae
Product: GTPase IMAP family member 9-like
Exons: 3
Coding region: 33-968 (311 amino acids)
Molecular function (GO): GTP binding
Source: RefSeq, a predicted model, not a curated record